Molecule: messenger RNA, 2578 nt
Organism: Vombatus ursinus (common wombat)
Lineage: Eukaryota; Metazoa; Chordata; Mammalia; Diprotodontia; Vombatidae
Gene: SLITRK4
Product: SLIT and NTRK like family member 4
Exons: 1
Coding region: 16-2532 (838 amino acids)
Biological process (GO): positive regulation of synapse assembly; regulation of presynapse assembly; axonogenesis
Cellular component (GO): membrane; glutamatergic synapse
Molecular function (GO): protein binding
Source: RefSeq, a predicted model, not a curated record
GCUGAAUGCAAGAAGAUGUUACUUUGGCUCUUUCUGGUUUUGUCUACCCCCAUUUCUGCUUCAACAAAUGCAGAGUCUGACCCCUCGGUGGAAAUUUGCAAUGUGUGCUCCUGUGUGUCGGUGGAGAACGUGCUCUAUGUCAACUGUGAAAAGGUUUCUGUCUUCAGACCAAAUCAAUUGAAACCACCCUGGUCAAAUUUUUACCACCUAAAUUUUCAAAAUAAUUUGUUAAUUGUCCUCUAUCCCAAUACAUUCCUAAAUUUUUCACAUGCAGUCUCCCUGCAGCUGGGGAAUAAUAAAUUGCAGAACAUUGAGGGAGGAGCCUUCCUGGGGCUCAGUGCAUUAAAACAGUUGCACUUGAAUAACAAUGAAUUAAAGGUUCUCCGAGCUGACACUUUCCUUGGCAUAGAGAACUUGGAGUAUCUCCAGGCCGACUACAAUUUAAUCAAGUAUAUUGAACGGGGAGCCUUCAAUAAACUCCAUAAACUGAAAGUGCUCAUUCUGAAUGACAAUCUGAUUUCGUUCCUUCCCGAUAAUAUUUUCCGAUUUGCAUCUUUGACCCAUCUGGAUAUCCGUGGGAAUCGAAUACAGAAGCUGCCCUACAUUGGUGUGCUGGAACACAUUGGCCGUGUCGUUGAAUUACAGCUUGAAGAUAACCCUUGGAAUUGCAGUUGUGAUUUGCUGCCUUUGAAAGCAUGGCUGGAGAACAUGCCAUAUAACAUUUACAUAGGAGAAGCUAUCUGUGAAACACCCAGUGACUUGUAUGGGAGGCUUCUGAAGGAAACCAAUAAGCAAGAAUUAUGUUCCAUGGGAACUGGAAGUGAUUUUGAUGUGCGGAUCCUACCACCCUCUCAGCUGGAAAAUGGCUAUACCACACCCAAUGGCCAUACAACCCAAACCUCGUUACAAAGAUUAGUGACAAAGCCCCCCAAAACAACCAAUCCUUCAAAAAUCUCUAGUAUCGUUGCAGGCAAAGCACUCUCAAAUCGUAAUCUGAGUCAAAUUGUAUCUUAUCAGACUAGGGUACCACCACUGACACCUUGCCCAAUCCCUUGUUUUUGCAAAACUCACCCUUCUGAUUUGGGAUUAAGUGUCAAUUGCCAAGAAAAAAAUAUACAAUCGAUGGCCGAGUUGAUGCCCAAACCCUUAAAUGCCAAGAAGCUGCAUGUCAAUGGCAAUCAGAUUAAAGAUGUGGACACCUCAGAUUUCACUGAAUUCGAAGGUCUGGAUCUACUCCAUUUAGGCAGCAAUCAGAUCACAGCGAUCAAGGGAGAGGUGUUCCGGAAUCUCACCAAUCUCCGCAGACUCUAUCUCAAUGGCAAUCAGCUAGAACGGCUGUACCCUGAAAUGUUUGCAGGUCUGUACAACCUGCAGUAUCUCUACCUGGAAUACAACUGGAUCAUAGAAAUCUUAGCCGGCACCUUUGACUCCAUGCCCAAUCUGCAGUUGUUAUAUUUGAAUAAUAACCUCUUAAAGAGCCUGCCGGUUUACAUCUUUGCAGGUGCUCCUCUCGCUCGGCUGAACCUGAGGAACAACAAAUUCAUGUACCUGCCUGUGAGUGGGGUGCUUGAUCAGCUCCAGUCCCUUACACAGAUAGACCUUGAGGGCAACCCAUGGGACUGCACUUGUGACUUGGUGGCCCUAAAGCUAUGGCUGGAGAAACUAAAAGAUGAUAUUGUGAUGAAGGAGCUGAAAUGUGAAACACCAGUACAGUUUGCCAGCAUUGAACUGAAAUCCCUCAAAAACGAAAUCCUGUGUCCAAAGCUGCUCAACAGGCCUUCUUCUCCCUUCACUAGCCCCAUACCUGCCAUUACCCUCACGACACCAAUGGGGCCCAUCCGAAGUCCUCCUGGAGGCCCAGUCCCUCUGUCCAUUUUAAUCUUGAGUAUUCUGGUGGUCUUGAUUUUAACUGUGUUUGUUGCUUUCUGCCUCCUAGUCUUUGUGCUCCGGCGAAACAAGAAGCCGAUCGUGAAACACGAAGGCCUCGGGAACCCAGAAUGCAGUUCCAUGCAACUGCAGCUGAGAAAGCAUGAGCACAAGACCAGCAAGAAGGAUGGGCUUGCAGCAGAAGCCUUCAUCCCGCAGACCAUUGAGCAAAUGAGCAAGAGCCACACGUGUGGCCUGAAAGAGUCUGAAGCAGGUUUCAUGUUCUCUGAGCCACCAGGACAGAAAGUCAUCCUGAGAAAUGCUCCUGAAAAGGAUAAAGAUCUCGUCCAUGUGGAUACCAGGAAAAGACUGAGCACAAUUGAUGAGUUGGAUGAAUUAUUCCCUGGCCGGGAUUCAAAUGUAUUCAUUCAGAAUUUUCUGGAAAGCAAAAAGGAGUACAACAGCAUCGGGGUCAGUGGCUUUGAGAUCCGCUAUCCAGAAAAGCAACAAGAUAAGAAAAAUAAGAAAUCACUAAUAGGAGGUAAUCAUAGUAAAAUUGUUGUAGAGCAGAGAAAGAGUGAAUAUUUUGAACUAAAAGCAAAACUUCAGAGUUCUCCCGACUACCUACAAGUCCUUGAAGAGCAAACAGCUUUGAACAAAAUAUAGGUCAUGCAGUCUUAUUUCCUACAGAGGACAUUUAUUUAAUGAUGAA